CGGUCACACUCUCUCCACUGCCGCUGGCUGAUCUCGACCUCACCUGCUGGUGCUGGCCCUUCCUAACGAAGCAAGCCACGACGCCCAGGCAGGACCUGCAUCUAGUUAAUAGUAGCCUAGUAGGCAUCGGCCCGGUCCCCUCGUUAUAAAUUCCGCGCCCACCACCUCCCUGCUUGUCUGCUCGGCGCUCGCUCGCUCGUUCGCGCUUCGCUCCCUUCCUUCCGUUUCGCUCGCUGCCGCGGACACGCCGCACACGGUCGAGGAGACGACAGCUGCCGCGCGGCACUGGGCUCGGGGGAGCUGGACCGCCGGGCGAGGACAAGAGACGGUAUCGAUGGCCUACGCGCGCACCGUGAUGGCGGCGGCCGCCUCUGCGCUGCUGAUGGCCGUGGGCGUGCGGUUCCUGGGCCCCGCGGCGGCGGCGUUCGUGGAGGAAGAGCUGCCGCGCGCCCGCGCGGUGGCCGCCACCUGGCUCACGCCGCCGUACCUGUACCUCGUCAUCAACGCCAUCAUCAUCUCCAUCGCCGCGUCGUCCCGCUUCCAGUCGAGCGGCGGCGCCGGCGGACGUCCGUCAGCCCCGUCGUAUGCGCCCGCCGCGGACCCCGACGCCGACGCCAUCGGAGGAGAAGGAGCGGGCGAGGAGAUGGAGCAGCAGCAGGAUGGGAUCCAGCCGGCGGUUGCGUCGUUGCAGGUGCCUGCGGCGGUGCCCGUGGUGGCAGCGAAGGCCGCGGAGGUUGCUGCUGUCGUCGAGGAGCCAGUGGUGGUGGAGAUCCACACUGUAGCGGUGGCGCCGGAGGGCGAGGUGGACGAGGACUAUUCGGUUUCGAGGUCGACAUGGACGCCGCGUCGGAGGGGCGCGGAGCCGGAGGUGGCGGCGGAGGUGCCGCCGUUCGCGGACCUGACCAACUCCAGGAAGAAGCCGCUCGUGUCGGCGAGGUUCAGCAGGAAGGCGACCAAACCAAGCCCCGAAGGUAGCAGGGCUCUGCGGGUGGCGCGGCCGCGGAAGGAGGAGACGCUGGAGAGCACGUGGAAGGCCAUCACGGAGGGCCGGGGGCCGACGCUAGCUCGGCACCUCAAGAAGUCCGACACCUGGGACACCCGUCCCGGGCGCCGCCCGUCCGGCGGCGGCAGCAGCGGGGAGGUCGAUCCAGCGGCCGCGGCACCGGCGGGGACGAUGCGGAAGGCCGAGACUUUCAACGACGGUGGCGCCGGAAGGAGCAGACCUGCUCCCGCUGCGCUGGUGCGGCGGGAGCCGUCGCUGGGGCAGGACGAGCUGAACCGCCGCGUGGAGGCGUUCAUCCACAAGUUCAACAUGGAGAUGCGGCUGCAGCGGCAGGAGUCGCUCAAGCACUACAACGACAUGAUUGGCAGGGGCAGGGGCAGCCGUUAGUGGGAAGUCUUGCUGCAAAUAGCUGCGGCUCCGCAAGAAGGAUUCUGCUUUUUUGUUCCGUGAUAUUUCUCGAUUUUGGUUCUUGGUCUCUGUAAGAUAUGGUUUUGUGUAAAUGGUUUUAUCAAGUAACGAGGACAAGUUCGAUCGUACUAAUUGGUAGCAGUGACAGGUGCUGGUUACUGAUGCCCUGGCUAUCUUCAGCAGGCAACAUAAACUGCCGUGUAAAAUACUGUUUUACGGUAUAGAUUGUACUGUUUGCAAACUGAAGUUUAAAAUAGAAAGUGAGAUAUGAAAUGUGAUA
Zea mays is the source of this 1691-nucleotide messenger RNA. RefSeq names its product Cotton fiber expressed protein 1. The record is from RefSeq and is a predicted model, not a curated record. The transcript has 2 exons. Bases 335 to 1390 code for a protein of 351 amino acids. NCBI's taxonomy places the organism in Eukaryota, Viridiplantae, Streptophyta, Magnoliopsida, Poales, Poaceae.